Molecule: messenger RNA, 1311 nt
Organism: Lottia gigantea (owl limpet)
Lineage: Eukaryota; Metazoa; Mollusca; Gastropoda; Lottiidae
Exons: 1
Coding region: 1-1311 (436 amino acids)
Cellular component (GO): membrane
Molecular function (GO): calcium ion binding
Source: RefSeq, a predicted model, not a curated record
AUGAAUCUCAUCGAAGGAUAUUCAUAUUACUGGCCUUACACAUCAAGUCAAUCAGAAACAGCCGAUUAUUGUCCUGGUUGGAAUCCACAACCAUGUUCUUUAGAUACCAGAUUACGAUCUAGUACACUUGAUGCCUGGUUACAUGCUACUUCUGAAGAUGCUUGGGGAAUGCCGAUCUCUGGUCAUUUAGAUUUGUAUCAGGGUGAUGGAUAUUUUCUUGAAAUGAGUGUUAAUCGUGAUGUUUCUAUGGAUAAGCUCAAGGAGAUUAAGAAUUAUGGAUGGUUGGAUCGUCAAACGAGGGCUGUUUUUGUAGAGUUUUCUCUGUAUAAUGCCAAUAAAAAUCUGUUAACGUUUGUGCAACUGAUUGCGGAGUUCCCUGAAUUUGGCAGUGUUCUUACAUGGAAACAAAUUCAAACACUAAGGGUUUUUCAAAAUGUCGGACCGAUUGGUGCUUUUAUUAUCCUUUGUGAAAUAAUAGUUCUGAUUAUUUUAAUGGUGUUUGGCUAUAAAUGUAUAAAACUUUUGAUAAAGCAGAAGUUUGCAUUUUUCAUUUCCUUUUGGAAUAUUAUGGAUCUGCUAACGUUCAUAACAACAAUAUUUGGUGUGGCUUUCUUUAUCUGUAGAGAGGUAUAUUCAAGUUUAACGUUGACGAAAUUCAGAGCAGAUCCAAAGAAGUUUGUUAAUUUUGAGCAUAUUGUUCUUUGGGAUUCGUUGUUCGUGCACAGUUUGAGUUUUCUGGUGUUUACAGCUACUAUUGGGAUGUUAAGAAUAUUGGGCUAUAACAGGCGCUUUACAAUGAUAGGAGAGGUCCUAAGAGCGUCAGCUAAAGGUCUCAUAGGUUUUGCUUUUGUAUUUGGUAUCUUCUAUUUUGCAUACAUUGCAUCAGGUUACGUUUUGUUUAUGACCAAAUUAAAACAAUUCCGUUCUCCAAUGGAUGCAGGUGUGUCAAUUUUUACGUAUUUGUUGGGUAAGAAUCAGUUGGGUAUGAUGUUAGGUGCUUCUGAUGGAUUAGGUGCAUUGUACUUCUUCACUCUGGUAUUCUUUGUGAUAUUGAUAUUACUCACCAUGUUCCAAGCUAUUAUGAAUAACACCAUGACUGUGGUACGAUCCAAUGUUACCAGCAUACCACCACCGUAUGGUAUAGUCAACGUCCUGACUAAUAUCUAUAAAAGUGUCAUCACUGACUGGAUACCAUCUGGAAUGAUAAAGAAAAACGUUGAGGAAGAAAAACAGCAAGGUAAUUCUUUACUACAUGUAUUUCACGAAUGUUUCACCGACCAUUUUUAUCCCAUUACAAUUAUGAUUAUGUAA